CUUCCCUUCUCUGCACACGCAAUGACCCUGGAAUUUUUGGAAAACAGCAGCAGCCUCUCCUCCACCUUCCUGCUGACUGGCAUUCCUGGCCUGGAGCACCUGCAUAUCUGGAUCUCCAUCCUUCUGUGCCUCCUGUAUCUGGUCUCUAUUCUGGGCAAUUGUACCAUUCUCUUUAUCAUCAAAACAGAGCCCUCACUCCACGAGCCUAUGUAUCUCUUCCUGUCCAUGCUGGCUUUCACAGAUCUGGGUCUGUCCCUCUGCACCCUUCCUACAGUACUGGGCAUCUUUUGGGUAGGGGCACGAGAUAUUAGUCAUGAAGCCUGUUUUGCCCAGCUCUUCUUCAUUCACUGUUUGUCCUUCUUGGAGUCGUCUGUGCUACUGUCCAUGGCCUUUGACCGUUUUGUGGCCAUUUGCCGCCCAUUGCACUAUGCUUCCAUUCUCACCAACACAGUUAUUGGCAGGAUUGGCCUGGCUUCCCUUGGCCGUAGUGUGGCACUCAUUUUCCCUUUGCCUUUUAUGCUCAAAAGAUUUCCCUAUUGUGGCUCCCCAGUCCUUUCACACUCUUAUUGUCUCCACCAAGAAGUGAUGAAAUUGGCCUGUGCAGACAUCAAGGCAAAUAGCAUCUAUGGCAUGUUUGUCAUUGUCUCCACGGUGGGUGUGGACUCACUGCUCAUCCUCUGCUCUUAUGCCAUGAUCCUGCACACUGUGCUUUCCAUCGCCUCCAGGGCUGAGAGAUUCAAAGCUCUUAACACCUGUGUUUCCCACAUCUGUGCUGUGCUCCUCUUCUAUAUUCCCAUGAUUGGGUUGUCUGUCAUUCACCGUUUUGGGAAGCAGGCACCUCAUCUGGUCCAGGUGAUCAUGGGCUUUGUGUAUCUGCUUUUCCCUCCAGUGAUGAACCCCAUUGUCUACAGUGUGAAGACCAAACAGAUACGAGAUAGAGUGGCUCAUGCCUUUUGUUGCUAACCAUAUCUUGAUUUCGGGCAUUAUCACCUUAAACAU
Molecule: messenger RNA, 999 nt
Organism: Ochotona curzoniae (black-lipped pika)
Lineage: Eukaryota; Metazoa; Chordata; Mammalia; Lagomorpha; Ochotonidae
Product: olfactory receptor 51G2
Exons: 1
Coding region: 22-963 (313 amino acids)
Biological process (GO): G protein-coupled receptor signaling pathway
Cellular component (GO): membrane
Molecular function (GO): G protein-coupled receptor activity; olfactory receptor activity
Source: RefSeq, a predicted model, not a curated record